Rhizophagus irregularis DAOM 181602=DAOM 197198 is the source of this 754-nucleotide messenger RNA. NCBI's taxonomy places the organism in Eukaryota, Fungi, Glomeromycota, Glomeromycetes, Glomerales, Glomeraceae. The record is from RefSeq and is a predicted model, not a curated record.
UCAUGAAAAUAAAAUGGUUCAUCGUGAUUUUCAUACUGGAAAUAUAUUAUUAGCAUCAUUUAAUAACUCAACAUAUGCACUUUCUGGCAAUUGUAAAAGUGACAUAUAUAUUUCAGAUAUGGGAUUAUGUGGAGAAGUUAGUAAUAUAGAUCAAACAAAAAUUUAUGGAGUUAUGCCUUUUGUAGCACCUGAAGUAUUGAAAGGAAAACCUUAUACUCAAGCAGCAGAUAUAUAUAGUUUUGGUAUGAUUAUGUAUUUUGUAGCAACUACGAAACAACCUUUUGCCAAUUGUGCUCAUGAUAAUAUUUUAGUAUUAAAGAUAUGUAAUGGAAUUAGACCUGAAAUAAAUGAAAAGGAAGCUCCAAACUGUUAUAUUGACUUAAUGAAAAGGUGUUGGGAUUCAAAUCCAGAUAAUAGGCCAAAUGCUAUUGAAGUAAGUGAAUUGAUUGAAUUAUUUUGUAAAUCUUGCAAUGCAUCAGAAGAUAUGAUAGAAGAUGAGAAAAUUGGGAAACAAUUUGAGGAAGCAGAAGAAUAUAGAAAAGCAAAUCUUUUAUCAAUCAAAAAUAGCAAAUUAACUACUCAAAAUUCACAAGCUUGUUAUACUUCUCGACUUCUUAAUCCAUUUACCGAAGAUCUUUCAAAAUAUGAUGAUAUUAAUAAUAAUUCAGUAGAAAUUUUUGAUUUUACGAAGAUAUCAAUAGAAGAUGAAAGUAAAGAUAAAUAGUCAGAGGAAAAAUCAAAAGUUUAGAAUAAU